CACACCUUUCUUUUGGGUUAUCUUCGGUCGUCCGACGUCGGUGAAUGAAGCGCUGUGGGAGCUGGAAAUCGAAGGUUACAUGUUCUGUUCAGCUGCAUUUGCUUGUGUUCGGAAAGGGUUCAGUCUUUCAGAUCUGAAGCCAUAUUUUCAGGUUUUUGGGAGCUUUUCGAAUUCGAACUCGGUCAUUGCUCACUGACUGCCAUCUGGCUAACCUAUAAGUUCUCGCUAUCCUGCUGACCGUGUUUUGCCCCCAUUUGAGCCAAAAUGAUGCAUAGGCCUCCUCCUGAAGAUUUCUCUCUGAAGGAGACCAAACCCCAUCUCGGCAGUGGGAAGGUCUCCGGCGACAAGCUCACGAGCACCUAUGACCUCGUCGAGCAAAUGCAGUACCUCUAUGUCCGCGUCGUUAAGGCCAAGGAGUUGCCUGCAAAAGACGUCACCGGGAGUUGCGAUCCUUAUGUUGAAGUCAAGCUCGGGAACUACAAGGGCACGACCCGGCACUUUGAGAAGAAAUCGAAUCCCGAGUGGAAUCAGGUUUUCGCUUUCUCAAAGGAUCGGCUUCAGGCCUCGGUGCUGGAGAUCACUGUCAAGGAUAAGGAUUUCGUGAAAGACGAUUUCAUGGGUCGAGUGCUGUUUGACUUGAACGAGGUCCCGAAGCGGGUUCCGCCGGAUAGUCCUCUAGCGCCGCAGUGGUACAGGUUGGAGGACAGAAGGGGGGAUAAGGUGAAGGGAGAGAUCAUGUUGGCUGUUUGGAUGGGCACUCAAGCUGAUGAAGCGUUCCCAGAAGCGUGGCAUUCUGAUGCAGCUACGGUUAGUGGAACCGAUGCUCUUGCAAAUAUCCGUUCAAAGGUAUAUCUUUCCCCUAAGCUCUGGUAUUUGAGGGUUAAUGUUAUCGAAGCUCAGGAUCUCCAGCCUGGCGACAAGGGUCGAUACCCGGAGGUUUAUGUCAAGGCUAUCCUUGGAAAUCAGGCUUUGAGAACUAAAAUUUCUCUGAGCAGGAGUAUAAACCCGAUGUGGAAUGAGGAUUUGAUGUUUGUCGCGGCCGAACCGUUUGAGGAACCCCUGAUUUUGAGUGUGGAAGAUCGAGUUGCUCCCAACAAGGAUGAGGUGUUGGGACGCUGUGCAAUCCCACUGCAGUAUGUGGACCGGAGAUUGGAUCACAAACCUGUGAACACAAGGUGGCACAAUCUUGAGAAGCAUGUCAUUGUAGAGGGAGAGAAAAAGAAAGACACUAAGUUUGCAAGCAGGAUUCACAUGAGGAUAUGCUUGGAGGGUGGUUAUCACGUUUUGGAUGAGUCGACGCACUACAGUAGCGAUCUUCGACCCACUGCGAAACAACUGUGGAAGUCGAGCAUUGGAAUAUUGGAGCUAGGAAUUCUGAGCGCUCAGGGGCUGUUGCCAAUGAAGACCAAAGAUGGACGGGGAACGACUGAUGCUUAUUGUGUGGCAAAAUAUGGGCAGAAGUGGGUCAGGACAAGAACCAUCAUAGACAGCUUUAUGCCUAAGUGGAAUGAGCAAUACACUUGGGAGGUUGCUGAUCCCUGCACCGUCGUCACAAUUGGCGUAUUCGAUAACUGCCAUUUGCAUGGAGGGGAUAAGAAUGGGCCUGCAAAGGAUUCGAGGAUCGGCAAGGUGAGGAUUCGUCUCUCUACCCUUGAAACUGAUAAAAUAUAUACCCAUUCGUAUCCACUCCUCGUUCUGCACCCAAAUGGAGUGAAGAAGAUGGGCGAAAUCCAUCUAGCCGUGAGAUUCACUUGCUCUUCUUUGCUCAACAUGAUGCACAUGUACUCACAGCCCCUGUUGCCCAAAAUGCACUAUAUUUAUCCAUUAACCGUGAGUCAGCUAGAUAGCUUGAGGCACCAGGCCACUCAGAUCGUGUCAAUGAGGCUGAGCCGGGCGGAGCCGCCACUGAGGAAGGAGGUCGUGGAAUACAUGCUUGAUGUGGGUUCGCACAUGUGGAGCAUGAGGCGAAGCAAGGCCAACUUUUUCAGAAUCAUGGGGGUCUUGAGCGGUCUAAUUGCUGUGGGAAAAUGGUUUGAUCAGAUAUGCAAUUGGAAAAACCCGAUAACAACCGUGCUGAUCCACAUCCUGUUCAUCAUACUAGUUAUAUACCCCGAGCUCAUCCUGCCCACGAUUUUCCUCUACCUCUUCAUGAUUGGAGUGUGGUACUACAGAUGGAGGCCCAGACAUCCACCUCACAUGGACACCCGCCUCUCGCAUGCGGAUUCUGCGCAUCCCGAUGAGCUUGACGAAGAAUUCGACACUUUCCCCACUUCCCGACCUUCUGAUAUCGUGAGGAUGAGAUAUGAUCGGCUGAGGAGCAUUGCUGGGAGGAUCCAGACAGUCGUUGGGGACUUGGCUACUCAGGGAGAGAGGCUCCAAUCCUUGCUCAGCUGGCGCGAUCCAAGGGCAACUGCUCUGUUUGUCAUAUUCUGUUUGAUCGCUGCCAUCGUUCUGUAUGUCACUCCUUUCCAAGUCGUGGCUCUCCUCACGGGAUUCUACGUGUUGAGGCACCCGAGGUUCCGGCACAAGCUUCCUUCUGUGCCACUCAACUUCUUCAGGAGGCUACCGGCGAGAACUGACUGUAUGUUGUGAGAACACCGUCUGUGUGUGUCGACCUUCUCGUGAUGCGGCAGGAGUUUCCGGCACGGGUUAAGCUUUCUUGCUUUCCUUCUUUGGCGGCCGAAUGUGGUAAUGUUAUAAAUGGGUGACCUUCUCCCGAAGGUGGUUAGAUUUUGCGAAUUUUCCUUUCUAAAUUUAUGUUCUUUUCACGGAAAGAACCGACUGUCCCGUUGAUAGAUUUCAUGUUCUCUGUGUGUAAUUUUGUAGGUUUUCCUACGUUGUUAAAUCUCUUAGAUCUGUUUGGUUCAAA
Messenger RNA from Syzygium oleosum, 2869 nucleotides. Its product is annotated as FT-interacting protein 3. The record is from RefSeq and is a predicted model, not a curated record. The transcript has 2 exons. Lineage: Eukaryota; Viridiplantae; Streptophyta; Magnoliopsida; Myrtales; Myrtaceae. Bases 265 to 2592 code for a protein of 775 amino acids.